Messenger RNA from Panicum virgatum (switchgrass), 1886 nucleotides. RefSeq lists its product as uncharacterized. The transcript is spliced from 2 exons. NCBI's taxonomy places the organism in Eukaryota, Viridiplantae, Streptophyta, Magnoliopsida, Poales, Poaceae. The record is from RefSeq and is a predicted model, not a curated record. The coding region runs from base 876 to 1868 and encodes 330 amino acids.
UAUUAGGAUCAAUGUGCUCGCCCCGGCCAUCUUCGCCCUGGGCUGCGUCGCCCGUCCCUCAAGUACCAGGUGGCCCAGGACGGCCUCGACUCGCUCAUCUCCGUCAGCUCCGACGUCGACGUCGACCACCUCGUGGACGGGCUCGACCACCUCCACGACGAGGCCACCGCCAGGCCGCUUUGCCUCCGCGUCUUCCUCUUCGCCCUCGUGCUCGAUGUCGCCUUCGGCUCCAUCCUCCUGGGCACCGCUGCCCAUGUCGCCUCCACGGACUGAUGCAAGCUGGACGAGUCCCGCACCCGCGACAUCGUCGUCGACGCCGUCGCCAUCGAGCGCGAGUUCGUCCGCGUCGCGUUCCCCGCAGCAUGGACGACGCCCUCACAAACCUGUACAUCGCGUUCGUUGCCGACAGCUUGCCCAUGGUGCUCUGGGUGCAGAAGCUGAGGUCCUCAAUGUCUCACCCACAACGUGUUCGACGCAAUGUCACAACCGCAGCACCACCCCGGCUUUGUGCUCAGUUGUCUGCCCACUUGGUGUUCACAAGACUUGCACACUCGAGAGGAAGCUAAUCAGGUACAUUACCAGCUGCUACCAUCCUCACUUGAUUGUUGUCGUUCCUGUUGAAGUUGCCAACUAUGUUCUUGAGGACUGCAUGAUGCUUGAUACAAUGGGUGAGCCGAAUCCAGCAAUUCCUUGGCAGGAUAGCAACACUUUGAUUUCUGAAACAAUCCGGCUAUGCUUCACUUUCUGGGUACUAUUCAGUUAUGGUUUGGCUGGGGUGCACAAAAGGCUACCAUGGCCUCCACCUGUGCCAUUAGAAAGGUUACUGUCAAUGUUGUGGUAUUGCUCAGUCAGAGAGUGCAAAUUGAAAUUGCUAGAUGGACACAUUGUCAUCUCAAAUUCAGUCACUGUCUUUAGCACUACAAAAAGCAGAUUUUAUCUUGAGUAAUGAACUGCAAUGGUUGUUUUUAUGGCCAUCCCCUCAAAUCAGAGUGACAGUUCUGCAUUUUGAUGCUGCAAAAAAGGUCAUUGACAAACUGCAACUGCGAAGCAAAAUCUUGGAUUUCACUGACGAACAGCAAGCUGAUUGCACAGACCUGAAAUUCAUUGAAGCGAGAUAUAACACAAAGCUAAAAAAUGUACUGCUGCGUGACUGUGCACUUGCAUGUAGUCCUAGUAGGUGUUCAGAAGUUGAGAGCUUAAUCCACACAAAAUUGGGAAAUGCUUGCAGCUGUUUACUUGAUGACCGUUAUGAGACUGAUAACACCCAGUUCCUUUUGAGGGGAGAAUCAAAGUUCAGCAGUGCAAUAAUUCUCACAAGACAAAGGAAGAUUCAGCUGAUGGAAAGCUUUUUUAUCGUGAAAAUUGUUACCUGGGUGUCUGACAGUAUGCCAACAUGUGUCUGGAGAGUAGGCAUCCAUGAUCAGGAUAGGCAUUUCAUAUUGUGCUUCAGAAUUAUUUACACAUCAAGUGCAUUGCAGCUCCUACUAGUAUCGAUGCGACACCAAAGAAAUGAAUCAACCAGUUCAUUGGUCAACACUCAAAUCAUGCAUUUUGCCAUCCUAUAUGCACAGCUUAUGAAGGUAUGCACAGUCACCUCUAGUGCUCUUGAUGCAUUUGAACAAGCAUUGGUUGCUCACUGGUUAUGGAGAAAUUCAGAGAAACUGCUAUUGUGGUCAGAAGCAAAUUCAUGCAAUGUUCUGAAGCCACUUUCUGCAAAUUUGAUUGCAUAUAUUUCUGUUAAUGGCAUGGGCAGCCCUAGAGCUGAUAUGUCUUGGCCUCAAGGUGACUUCGGUUCUAUGGAGUUUCAGGAUUCAGAUCAAUAUGGGUGCACUAAACAAAGACAUUCAGAAUCAGUAAUAGUGACUUAAUUGUCUUGUGGUUUGGCA